Molecule: messenger RNA, 636 nt
Organism: Camarhynchus parvulus
Lineage: Eukaryota; Metazoa; Chordata; Aves; Passeriformes; Thraupidae
Product: helicase SRCAP-like
Exons: 4
Cellular component (GO): Swr1 complex
Molecular function (GO): histone binding; ATP hydrolysis activity
Source: RefSeq, a predicted model, not a curated record
GUGUGCCCCGGUGUGCAUCUUCUGCUUCAUCCUCUCGACGUACCCCAGGUAUCUCAGGUGUCAACCUGGUGGGCCCCAGGUGUUCCACAGGACUGGAACCCCACCAUGGGCCCCAGGUGUGCCAGGACAGGUGCCCCAGAUCGGCCAGACCCGGCGUCCCAUCUACAGGUUGAUCAGUGAGCGCACCGUUGAGGAGAACAUCCUCAAGAAGGCCAACCAGAAGCGGCUCCUGGGCGACAUGGCCAUCGAGGGCGGCAACUUCACCACGGCCUACUUCAAACAGCAAACCAUCCGCGAGCUGUUCGACAUGGCGCCCGAGGACGCGGCCCGGGACAGAGGGGACGGCGACGGCGACCGGGGGACGGACGGACAGCGGGACAGGGGGACGGACGGACAGCGGGACAGGGGGACGGACGGACAGCGGGACAGGGGCACGGAUGGACAGAGGGACAGGGGGACGGACGGACAGAGGGACGGGGGGACGGACGGACAGAGGGACAGGGACGGCGCCGAGGACGACGAGGACCCCACGGCCAGCAGGAGGACGCACAUCCUGGAGCAGGCUCUGUGCGGGGCCAAGGACCCCGAGGACAUCCGCGCCGCCUCGCAGGCGCAGGCCGAGCACGUGGCCCCAAU